AUAAUAUAAUAUGGACGAUCUUAAUGAAGAAGUUGGUGUCGGUGAGUUGAAUGCAACAGUUGAAGAAACCCCAAAAGAGUUGAAGCGACGACGAGGACCUACUAUUAUGUUUGAUGUAACUCGCAUUAGAAGUUUGGGAGACAAGAAGGUGGUGAGGUACAAUGAAGACGGAGCACCUAUUGGUGAGAAUGGAGCGAAGUUAAAGUCUUUCAUAGGGUCUGCAACCCAUUAUCAUGUCCCUAUCACAUAUAUGUCUUGGAAAAGUGUGCCUGCAGAACUGAAAGAUAAGAUAUUCACUACAGUUGAGGCUGCAUUCGUCAUUGAUCCAAGAUAUAGGAAAAACGUUCUCCAAACUGCAGGUAUUUCGUUUCGUCAGUUUAAGAACUAGCUAACAACGAAAUACAUCAUCCCGCAUAAAGAUGAACCACAAUUGCUUAAAGUUCCACCUGAAAAGUAUUCCUUCAUUGAGCAAAAUCACUGGGAAGAGUUUGUAAGGUCAAGGUUAUCA
Messenger RNA from Cucumis melo (muskmelon), 508 nucleotides. RefSeq lists its product as uncharacterized. The coding region runs from base 11 to 388 and encodes 125 amino acids. The transcript is spliced from 2 exons. The record is from RefSeq and is a predicted model, not a curated record. NCBI's taxonomy places the organism in Eukaryota, Viridiplantae, Streptophyta, Magnoliopsida, Cucurbitales, Cucurbitaceae.